This is a messenger RNA of Amphimedon queenslandica, 3106 nucleotides long. RefSeq names its product enhancer of polycomb homolog 2-like. Gene Ontology annotation, cellular component: NuA4 histone acetyltransferase complex. Lineage: Eukaryota; Metazoa; Porifera; Demospongiae; Haplosclerida; Niphatidae. The record is from RefSeq and is a predicted model, not a curated record. The coding region runs from base 236 to 2911 and encodes 891 amino acids. Gene Ontology annotation, biological process: regulation of transcription by RNA polymerase II. The transcript has 16 exons.
AUUAUUGACCACUUGCAAAUGGCGACUGCGUCUUCUCAGAGGAGAAGGAACCAGUUUACUAAACCGCAGACUGCACAGCUGUAAGAGCUCUUACACACUUAUUAGAGGGAUCAGGCUAAAGGGGGAUGACAGCACUAUCCGUCUGAGUUGCCAAGAGUCAAUCAAAGUAGAGAGAGCCUAGUUUUUAGGCCAAAAUCUUUAAGGUGUCGGGAGGCGAGUCCAGCAAUCAUCCGCCAUGAGCAAGGUGUCGUUUCGGGCCCGUGCCCUCGACUCCAACAAGCCAUUACCCGUAUAUACUGAGGAUGAGCUACCAGACCUUGCUGAAUACGUCCCCAUCAACCGGGCUGUCCCUCAGCUCCCCACUGGAAUGGAGAAAGAAGAAGAAGCAGAGAGACAUCUUCAAAGAGUCAUCAAUGCUCGUCAGAACUUCAGCGAGUCAGGGAAGUCAAUAGUAAUCCCAAUACCAGAGGCAACGAUACCAGUCCAUCACUAUCCAUCAAUUUAUACCACAUCAUCAACUGUACCUUUAUACUACAUUAGAGUACCUGGUUUAGGUUUACGCGAAGACAUACCGGAUUAUGACUUAGACUCAGAAGAUGAGGAAUGGCUCAACGCCCAGUCAAAGGAAAGGCCAUUGUCACCUACUCACUUUGAGAGGAUGAUGGACAAACUUGAGAAAGGAAGUGGAAAUACCGUUCUGUCAGAACAUGAUGCUCAGUUUCUGUUGAAGGACGAGCAGGAUCUUGUAAUGGCUGUCUAUGACUACUGGCUUGCUAAGAGAUUAAGACUUGGUCGCUCUCUCAUUCCCUCAGUUCGUAACGAGAGGAGGGAUGGAACCAGCUCCUCCAAUCCUUAUCUUGCCUUUAGGAAAAGAACUGAAAAGAUGCAAACAAGAAAAAAUCGAAAGAAUGAUGAACAAGCUUUUACUCAUAUGCUAAAAUUGAAACGAGAUCUUUCUAAAGCCAUGACAUUAGUGGAGUUGGUGAGGGACAGAGAAGUGAAGAAGAAUGAGUUGGAUCAUUGCUACGCUGAUAUAUUUCGUAAAAGAUAUCAACUGGAGGAUUGGAGUGGGUCUUUACUGUCAACUCUGCGGCCUAUGGCCACACCUACUUCUGGUGGGCGUCACUUAUCAGUAGUUGAUGGUCAUUGGGACAAUAAAAGUCUUUCAUUAAAAGUUGAUGGUCUUGAAGAUCCUAGAGUAAUCGGGUCCAAGAAGAAGAGGAAAAAGAAGCUGUUCCCAAUGAUUACGGUUGAUUCUGAGUUACCUUUGACUCCAUCCCUCCCUCUUGAUAAAAUACAAAAAGAACAAUCAACCAAAUUCUUGCAUAUUGAUGAGAGAAAUGAAGUCCCUGAACCUGACGGUGUUUUUACAUUCAAAAGAAAAGUUCACAUCCAUUAUCAUAAGAAUCAUGACUGGAUCAGUAGGUUUGGUAAUAAUUCAACGUAUGAGCCUCCACCAUCAAAGAGGAUGUGUUUCUCCAGAGCAUCGUUUGAUGGACGGCGAUCUGGUUACUUUAGAAGGAGAGUUGGUCGCGGUGGAAGGAUCCUAUGGGACAGGAUGACCACUGAAGAUUAUAGACAGUGUGAUUCAUCAAUAGAAGAUCAGUCUACAGUAGUGGAAGAUAUUGAGCCAAUGGAUAAUAAUGCAUCAAGAACUGAUGAAGGAGGAGCCAAUCGACAUUGCUUUUAUCCAGUCUCACCUGCUCCUGGAUCAACAAACUUCAGUUUCUCAUAUCUUCCAUUUAUCGACCCCUCCACCUAUUAUUGUCCUGAUAUUAAUAAAGGCUACAAUAAGUUCGGAGGACUCCAGUCUGACUCAGAGACACAAAAUGAAGUAUCUUCUUUCUCGACAUUCCCCACUUCUCUCUUUGCUUUGAAACCCAGUCGACAAGGUCCUGCAGGACUAGCAGGACUCAAUGAGAAACCCUCUGGCUCUAACCUUGAUAAGGAAAAGGCCAGUCCUGAUUCAGAGAAGGAGGAGCUGGACAAAGUGACCGUUCCUCCAACUCAAUUAUCUCACGUUGGUCUUCCUGUCCAGAUACAUGUUGGUAACUUGAAACACUUACCAAAGAAAGAUAUUCCGACACCUAGCACUAGUGAAGCUCCUCCUCCUCCCUCUCUCCCCCUCCCUCCCUCCUCCUCCUCUGCUCCUCCUCUUCCUAAUGACACAGGUCCUUCUUCAAAAGAGAAAUCUCCUCCUCCUCUAAGUUGGCAGUCUUGUACUGCGUCUUCAAGUAUCUCUUCUCUUGAUAGAUCUCUCAAAAGGGCGGGUAUGUUUUCUAGGCGUCAUAAAGCUCUUACAACUCAGAUGGUAGCUGAUAUUACUAGUCAAUUGAAGGCAGCGUUUUCAGUUCAACCCACCCCUAAACCUGACCCUCCUCCUCCUCUCCCUCCUCCUCCUCCUCCUCCUGUUUCUCCUGCGGCUACAGCUGCUGCUCUUCUCUCCCUCCAGCAGCAACAGGCUCCUCCUCCUCCUCCUGUACCUCCUCCUCCUUUAUCAACACCAGCUGGUCCAAUCCCUCCAGUAGUAGUGUCAUGUGCUGCUAGUACAGUACCUUCCCUCUCUCUUCCGUUGGUCACUAACAGGACUCCAGCAACUCUCACUUCUAAUUCCACUAUAUCCCCUUUACCGAUUCAGACCAACAAGCUUGUGAGUAGUUUAAUGCUAGACCAGAGAACUAUGGAAACUGCUCUCGCUGCUAGGGAGAAGGCCCUGGCCCCCAUCGUGCACCAUAACUCACCCAACGGCAGCGUUCAUGAUUUAUUCAAUCAUGCCAAGCUUCAGGCAGAGGCUGAGAAGGAAAUAAAACACGCGCUAGCAGCUGGGGCUGUAGUUAACCACAGUAACACUCUUGUUGAUGGAACUACUAAUUCUUUAGUGAAAUUAAAUACAUCUUCUCAAGUCACCUGAUGAUACCUUUCUCUCUCUCUCUCUCUUUCCUUUCUCAUUAAAGUUAUGACAUCUCUCUUUUAUUUCUGUUUUCAUUAUGUAUGUAUCCUUUAUGUCCUGUUUGUACUUUACUUCUUACAAUUAUUGUGUUUGUGUGUUUGUUUGUUUGUGUGUCAUUAAUUUAUUUAGUACCUCCACAAUGCGCUAAUAACUAUA